Molecule: messenger RNA, 1467 nt
Organism: Endocarpon pusillum Z07020
Lineage: Eukaryota; Fungi; Ascomycota; Eurotiomycetes; Verrucariales; Verrucariaceae
Exons: 2
Coding region: 1-1467 (488 amino acids)
Source: RefSeq, a predicted model, not a curated record
AUGAAGCGAUCUGCCUUUCCAGAACUCGAGGAGGUGCAGGCUAUCAAGCGACAAGAAAAGCAUAUCGAAAAUGCAGCGCCUGCAACUCUGAUGCGACCAGUCUCUCCCCCAACAAUCGCAAGGAAAGCGUCCAAGCCCAGUCCGAGGCUUUCCGCCGUUGAAGCCGGAGAGCUAACAGUAGAUGAUCAUUUCGGACUGUUUUCGUCAAAAUUGCUCGAAGCUUCAAGAACAGUUCUUCCGGGCACAUCUCGUAUCUCACACGGAGCCUGGUGUGAACUUUACCAGCGUAAUCUAAACCCUCAAGGUCGACAUUUCGUGAUACAUCAACAUGAUCAUCCCGUUGCUGGAACUCAUUAUGAUCUCCGCUUACAAUGCAAUGGCACGAGUUCGAUCAGCUUUGCCAUCAUGUAUGGCUUGCCAGGUGAUCCCAAUAGCAGGAGGCUGAGUCGCAACGCCACUGAGACGCGAGUCCAUAAUCUUUGGAACCACCUCAUUGAGACAGCAUCGCAUUCAACAGGCAGCAUGUUGAUAUGGGACACUGGGGAAUACUCCAUACUUCCUUAUCGAGAGUCAGAACAGGCGCAAAAAUCCUCAAGCGACGAAUCCGAUGAUUCAGAGCCAAUCAACCCUCAACACGGUCUUAGCGAAAGUCAGAAACUCCAUGACGCCUUUCAACAAGGUAGGAUCAGGAUCAGGCUCCACGGAACACGCCUGCCGCAUAACUACACGGUCAGUCUCCGUCUGAGCAAAGACGACUACCGUAGUGAACAACCUGGCCCUCCGAGGUGGCGGCGGAGGAGAAGAUUGAGCCCUGGGCCGGCCCGUCGAGAAACAAAACAAACGUCAAGUUCCGAGAGUGAAAGCGAUGCAUCGGCUUCAUCCAGUGCCCCUUUCGCCGUAGUGAAGAAAGAUCAACUGACCUCUUUCCGCCGCACUGCUUCCCCACCCUUGAGAGAUCACCACACAACCGCGGGCCAUAUAUCGCCUUCAGACCAUUCAAGUACUAGUAAGAAACGACCAACCAAGCCAGCCUUUCUUCACACAAAUCAUCCAUCGAAACCAAAUUCAGUCAAUAAAGUAAGCAACAUAACUGGCGCACACUCCGGAAACGUGAACGAAAACAAAGAUGAAGAUGAAGAUGAGCUCGAAACCACUCGCCUGACAAAUACCUACCCGGGCGGCGCAACCAAUACCAUAUCCUCUAUCCACCAGCGCCGCUGGUUCCUAACCCUUGACCGCCACAACUCCGGCUUUGUCUCUCAACUGAACCAAGCCACCGGUCUCAAACGAUGGGUGCGGAGGUGGAGAGCAGAUGAUGACACAAGAGAUGGAUUUGAGCGAUUCCACGUGCUGGGUAGGGACGUGGAGAGGAGUGUUGUUACGGGACGGUUGGCCAGGGAGAUUCUGAGCGAUGAGGGCGUGGAUGGUUUUGUGCCGAGAGUUGGGUGGAGGGGGGUUGUGGAAUGA